Molecule: messenger RNA, 3145 nt
Organism: Pelobates fuscus (common spadefoot toad)
Lineage: Eukaryota; Metazoa; Chordata; Amphibia; Anura; Pelobatidae
Gene: C3H2orf42
Product: chromosome 3 C2orf42 homolog
Exons: 9
Coding region: 108-1826 (572 amino acids)
Cellular component (GO): nucleus
Source: RefSeq, a predicted model, not a curated record
UACAGAGAGCAGUACGUUUGUAAGGAGCUCCGGCGAAGGGUGUGAGGCGGGGGCCCGGACACCGUUGUAGCGACUCCAGGCGAAUUACCUGCUUCAGGUAUUGAAAAAUGGAGGCAAAUCCAUCUAAGCCUAAAGUUCCACCAUUCCUUUCCAACCUGGGAAAAGCCACUCUCAGAGGAAUCCGGAAAUGCCCACAUUGUGGUACCUACAAUGGCACCAGAGGCUUAAGCUGCAAGAACAAGAGCUGUGGUACGGUGUUCCGCUUUGGGAAACAGCCAAGCAAAGAUGCAGUGAAGUUGAUUACAGGGUCUGACGUGCAGAUAUUUUCAGUUAGACAGAGAGAUAAAGGAAGCGACCAAAGGUGUCUUGUGAUGAUGGGCCUCUCGGAAACUACCAUCCAAACUGCAGAAGGGACUAUUAUUACCCAGAUCAGCUCAGGACGCUGCUUUGCACCAUCUUGCUUAAAAGCCGCUGCCCGUGGAGUAGUAGAUGCACAAUGUCAGCACAUUAAAUUGACAAUGAACUGCCAAACUGAAGCAGAGCCACUGCCGCUAAAAAGCACGAUACUGAAUGCCAUGCAGAUCCCGUCUAAGACUAGGCAAAGUAUUUGGCAACUGGCAAAUGAGCCAGCAGGACCACUGGUCCAGAGGGUGACCAAGACUAUCCUAGUGGUUCGGUGCAAAGCUAACCAGCAGCAUGGCUUGGGGUAUGUCCAUGUAUCCUUCACACAGAGGCCUAGCCCACUGAAUGAGAGCGGCCACGUAUUUACAUGUUCCUGUCAGCCUCCAAAAUCAUCUAAAGGAGCACAGCCAAAAUGUGAAACCAAGGAGAAGUGUAUUCAUUAUUAUGCCUGCCUGGGAGCAUUUGCCAGUGAUGAUGCCCUAGCUGAGGAGUUCACAGAAUAUUUAUGCCUCUUGUCUGGUACUGUCAAAGAAAUAACCGUCUUGGCUACAAAUUGCAAAAUGGAAACAGAGGUACAGGUGCAGGAACAGCCACCAACUGUAUUUAAACCCAAGAAACGAAGAAAGGAUGAGGGAAUCUGCACGAAUUCAACUGUUCCAGAUUCUGCUAUCAACAUACUAAGGAAAACCGCUUCUAAAAAACUUACAAACACGCCAACUAUGAAGAGGCAAGGUUGUGGUCAGCUAAUGGAUGAGUCUCAGGUAUCCUUGUCCUUCCAGGAGUGGCUGGCGAGUGUGACAGAGCGGAUUCAUCAGACCAUGCACUACCAGUUUGACGGUAAACCAGAGCCCCUGGUUUUCCACAUUCCCCAGUCUUUCUUUGAUGCUCUUCAGCAGAGGCUUUCUAUGGGAAGCACAAGGAAACGGCUUCCAAACAGUACAACAGCAUUUGUACGUAAAGACGCCCUUCCUCUAGGAACCUUCACCAAGUAUACAUGGCUCAUAACAAACAUCUUACAUGUGAAACAGAUAUUUGAUACACCUGAGAUGCCUCUGGAAAUUACUCGAAGUUUUGUCCAGAACAGAGAUGGAACAUAUGAGCUUUUUAAAUGUCCUAAGGUGGAGGUUGAAAGCAUUGCCGAAACUUAUGGUCGAAUAGAGAAACAGCCCAUACGGCCCUUGGAACUUAAAACGUUUAUGAAAGUUGGUAACACCUCACCAGACCAGAAGGAACCAAUUGCUUUCACUAUUGAGUGGAUCCCUGACAUCCUUCCUUUGUCCAAAAUUGGAGAGCUGAGAAUCAAAUUUGAAUAUGGACACCAUCGAAAUGGCCCUUCAGGACUUUCAGGAGACUUUCAGGAGCCUGUACCCCACAUGGAGCACACUCUAGAAAUUACCCCUCUUACCACUAUCACAUUUGACUGAUGCUGCCAACUGCAUUUCACUGACUUAUCGGGAUCUAAUGCUAUAGCCAUUGUGGUCUGCUGAGCCAAAUGCAGACGAAACUCUUUCACUGCCCAGGGGAUCAUCAUACAUUUCUGAACAUGUCUCAUAUUGUGUGGAUAUCUUGUUUAUUACAUUGCUGCUGUGUCUAACGGUCUCAUGCUCAAACCAAGCUACUCUCUCCUAGAAUUAACUUUUUGGUUUGCAAUAUGGUUGGUUUAAUUAUGACUUUAUGAACUUGAGGAAACCCCCUAUGAAUUGGGUAGGAGUCUGGUUUCUAGGUAUUUCUGAAAGAUAAUAAUGGUUUUACUAUUUAUUCACAGUUCUUGCAUGAAAGGCAUCUAAAGACUGUCAUCAAUAUCUUUGAACACAUCUAGUCGUUUUUUUUUGUUUUACAAAUAAGACUGUUUCUCUUAAGAAUAGAACAGCAACUUUAUUUUCAAAGUUUGCUCUUUAAAAAAAAAAAUGUAAAAAAAGAAAGAAAACAAAAUAGAUUUUUAGGACUCUAACAAACUGAGCAUAAAAAGACCACUUUCAUUGUGGCACUCUAGUGAUCACAGCCCAUAUGCCAGAGUUUUUCCUCAGUUAUUCAACAGAAUAUUAAUUUCCCACAAAGAGAAGUCUUAAGAGUCAAAUACUGAAUGCAUUCCCAAAUGCUACCAUACUGGUUUAAAACUGAAAGCUCUAGGGAAACUAUGGGGUAAAAAUGACCACCCUUUUAUAAUGCAUUAUACAGAUAAUGUAUUAAAAAUGCAAGAAGCACUGUUUUGUGGGUCAGUCCUACAACGGCAAGCUGACAUUCCUCGACAGAGAGAGACUCUUAUUACGUAGACUUCAGCACGGCACAGGUUUAUGGGAUGAGUGGUCUGUCCUCUAGGAUUAGUGAAACUGCUGUGUAAACUCAUAGAAGCCAUCAAGUGGUUGCUAUUAGGUUUGCAGUUCUGAACCACUGUUCACGGCUUGACUCUCUCCUAGGAGGAAAGAGAGCUUGGUCCAGCUUGUCCAUGCAAAACAUGGAAAACAAAUAACACAGACAACUCCGAACUGAAAGCUCCAGUCUGAUUGCCAGCUCUGUGAGGUAAGGUUAGAGCUGCAGGGAAUUUAACAAAGUCCUUGGAGUUAGCUUAGGGUCCUCUGUGCAGCAUUAGAUUUACAACUGUUUGUUGUUGUGGUACUUAGUGACCCUUUAUUCAAACCUCAUUGAAAUAACAGCAAAAAAUACCCAGUCAGCAGAAACACAAUCACAGCUGUAAUGGUAGUAAUAGUUCUAUAGCCCCACAUUGACUUUUGUUAAAGGAAGU